AUGGUGAAAAUCCCCUUCUGGAGCACCCUUACAGGUGGAGUCAGCAAGAAGAAGAGCGACACCGACAACAAUGAUCAAGUCAAUGAGAAAUUGCCCAUCCGCGAGAAGAAGUCUGAAGAGAUUGUUGGGGGUCCCUCUGCCAUUCAACCGCCUGUUGUUAUCGUAUCCGACGAUGCAUCCCUUCACCUAGAGCCUGUCCCCGACAGAAAAGGCCUAAUCGUCAAAGUCCAGCCCCCAACUGCCCCCUCCACGGAAAUUCCACACGUCCCCUGCGACAUUGUUCUCGUCAUUGAUGUCUCGGGCAGUAUGGCUGGAGCUGCUCCCGUCCCUGGAGAGGAAACAAACGAGAGCACCGGCCUCUCCAUCCUGGAUCUCACCAAGCAUGCCGCCCGCACAAUCAUCGAGACAAUGAACGAGGGCGACCGUCUGGGAAUAGUCACAUUUGCAAGCAAGGCCAAGGUUGUGCAGCCGCUUCUUUCCAUGACCAGCGAGAACAAGGAGCGUUCCAGGGAGAAUGUUACGAGCAUGAGACCCAUUGAUGCUACCAAUCUUUGGCACGGUCUGCUCGAAGGUAUCAAGCUGUUUAAGAAUGUCAAAUCCUCCAAUGUUCCUGCUAUCAUGGUUCUUACCGAUGGCAUGCCAAACCACAUGAACCCUGCGGCUGGCUUCGUCCCCAAGCUCCGCGCCAUGGGACAGCUCCCAGCAUCCAUUCACACCUUUGGCUUUGGCUACCACCUCAGAUCAGGGCUGCUCAAGUCUAUUGCCGAGAUCGGCGGGGGCAACUAUGCCUUCAUUCCGGACGCCGGCAUGAUUGGCACCGUGUUUGUCCACGCCGUUGCAAAUCUGCAGAGCACGUUUGCCACCCGCGCCGUCCUGAAACUCACAUACUCUAAAGCCCUUGAGUUGGAGGAGACGACUGGCGCGUCCGUGGAACAGCAGCCUCCUCAACCCGUGGACGGUUCCGAUGAUGGCGAGAUGGAGCUGACCUUGAACCUCGGCAACAUUCAAUAUGGCCAGUCUCGAGACAUCUUCCUCCGCGUCAAUAACAUAUCCAAACUGGAAUCUCUGAAGGAGAAAGAUGCUUCGAGUUCACUCGUCAAUGCCUCCAUCGCUUACCUCAAGCCUGGAGGUGAACCCACAACCCCCAAUGCCGCUUCCAAGAAAACCCCCUUCACACCCGUGAAAUCUGUCCGCCGCAGUGUCCUCGACACCAGCGACCUCCCCGCAUCUGAGAUUGCUUACCAUGAAUCCAGAGCCAUCAUCUGCAGCUUCAUCUCAUCAAUCUUCCCCAUCCAACCCGACGGCGAACACGAGGUCGCCAAGAAGCUUGCGGAAUCUAAAAAGGACGAGUUAAUCGCCCUCAUCGAGAAUCUUCCUGCCAAGCCUUUUGAUGACCCAAAGAAUGAAUCACUCAAAAAAGAAAUCUCGUCUGAAGACCCCAAGGGUCAGGUCUUUUUGGCCCUUGAGAGUAUGGCCUACUUUAACAAAUGGGGCUGCCACUUCCUCCCAUCCCUCCUUAACGGACACACCCGUCAAAUAUGCAAUUCUUUCAAGGAUCCUGGGCCUCUACAAUAUGGCACUGAGAGCCCCUUAUUUAUUUCAUGCCGGGAUCUGCUCGACCAGGCAUUUGACAAUCUGCCUGCCCCAGAACCAUCACGAGCAGUGCCAAUGCCGCAACAUCGCGGUCGUGCCCGUGGCUCACGAUCCAGCGGCACACGAUCGAGCUUCUUGGCCUCAUCCAUCAACAUGAGCAAGUACCGUAACGUCAGCGGCGUGUGCUUUGCAGCCUCGACAGACGUGACACUCGCCUCGGGUAGGAUUGUACAGAUCAGGAAGCUCCGUCGGGGUAUGAAAGUGCGAACACCCCGGGGCUCAAGACGAGUCGCCAUGGUUCUCAAGACACCUGUUGAGCAGGAGUUACUAUGCCGAAUGGGCAAGGUUCUUGUGACACCGUGGCAUCCGGUGUCCAACGACGGGAAGCGCUGGAGCUUCCCAGCCAACGCGGCUGAAGGCAUGGUGCUUUACACUGGAUGUGUCUACUCCGUCCUGCUGGAGCGGGACCGAAACUCGAGCGCCCACGCUAUUCGCGUUGGUGACAUGUGGGGUGUGACUCUCGGCCAUGGCUUGACCAUUGGUAGUGAUGUUCGAGCACACUCCUUCUUUGGAGACUAUAAUAAUGUCGGAAAGAGUCUUUUGGCUCUUGGACGCCGCAGGCACGGUGUCGUGAUUGGAGGAGGUGUUGAGAGAGAUCAAGACACGGGAUUGGUUAGAGGCUUCAAAGCACCCAACAAGGGUGUAAAUGAAGAUGUAUGA
Messenger RNA from Fusarium falciforme, 2313 nucleotides. Its product is annotated as VWFA domain-containing protein. Bases 1 to 2313 code for a protein of 770 amino acids. The record is from RefSeq and is a predicted model, not a curated record. The transcript is spliced from 3 exons. Lineage: Eukaryota; Fungi; Ascomycota; Sordariomycetes; Hypocreales; Nectriaceae.